Trypanosoma theileri is the source of this 393-nucleotide messenger RNA. RefSeq names its product 60S ribosomal protein L22. The record is from RefSeq and is a predicted model, not a curated record. Gene Ontology annotation, cellular component: ribosome. Gene Ontology annotation, molecular function: RNA binding; structural constituent of ribosome. NCBI's taxonomy places the organism in Eukaryota, Euglenozoa, Kinetoplastea, Trypanosomatida, Trypanosomatidae. Bases 1 to 393 code for a protein of 130 amino acids. Gene Ontology annotation, biological process: cytoplasmic translation. The transcript has a single exon.
AUGGUUGCAGUUCGCGCAAAGGUUGGCUCCCGUGGCUUCAUCCGUCAGAAGCAGCUGUCAAAGGGGAAGAAGGUGUUCAAGAUUGACUGCAGCAUCCCCGCCAACGACGGUAUCUUCAGCGAGGAGAUCCUCAGCAACUUCGAGCAGUACUUCCAAGAUAAUGUGAAGCUCAACGGCCGCAAGGGAAAGCUGACAGAGAAGGUGCGUAUCAGCAUGCGCGACAACACACUCGCCAUCACCACAACGAUGGCAUACCGCAAGAAGUACUUCAAGUACCUCACGAAGAAGUUCCUUAAGAAGAAGGAUCUCCGUGACUGGAUCCGUAUUCUUGCCAAGGGUAAGGAUAUGUACCAGCUCAAGUACUUCAACAUCCAGGACCAGGAAGAGGCGUAA